GUGUCGCCUCGAGGACGUCUGCCGGUUCGAGGGCUCGAAAUACCUGGACCUGGCUCAUACGAAAACAGAUAUCUGGGAAGUCCGUUGUCGCCAUGGGACAUGUUCCUGCAAGUCGGCAGAAACCGGCAAACAAGCCUCCACCGACAGGCGUGUGGCACGUCAAGCACCUUUCUGGGAAGUUCGGCUCAGCAAGCCGUUCCACUGGUUUACGGGAAGCGAUGCCCCGCCCUGCUUGGAGCGAGCCCUGGCAUCGCGGCCGCUGCGGUGCGAACGGUGAUGCGUCGCGGGCGGCGGAAAUGGAAGGAGAAGCUUCGGCGAUUCUGGCCAGGGACGCCCAAAGUCACGGCUGCCCGUACCGUGGAUGCCAAGCUACGUCAAUUGGAAGAUGCUCGCGCAAGUGCUGAUGAGAGCAAGCUGAGAGAAGCGUUGGAAGCUGCGCGCCAGGAUAUUGAUCCCGAGCGAUCUGAGCGGCCGGAGGGCGCUGAUGCCCUGGUGGAGAGUCUGGAGCAGACGGAAGUCGCCUUGAACUGCAUUCUGGUGGACCGUGCGCUGAAGAAUCUGAAAGAGGUCAUGGGAAGCGGGGAUGAAGCACAGCUACGAGAUGCAAUCCAGGCGGCGCGGGAUGUGGAGCUCCCACUUUCUCAGCUGCAACCGGCCGAGAAAGCCUUGACCGAAAUGGUUCAAGAGCGAGAGCUCAAGGUGCUGCGAAGCGCCACAGUCGGAGACGAUGAGACCCAGCUCCGGAAUGCAAUUCAAGAGGCCCGCCUAGCCGGUCUGGCCGAUCUUCCAACCGACGAAGUCGACAAAGCUCAGGAUGCACUGAACGAGCUAAUUCUGGCUCGCGAACGCAAAGCCUUGAGCGAUGCUAUGGAGACUGGGGAUGAGAUACAGCUGCGGGGUGCGAUAAGCGAUGCCAGCAAGGCUGACGUGCCCGUGGAAGAGGUGGAGGAAGCGCAGAAGUUCCUGCAGACGCUCACCCUGCGGAGGCGAGUGGACUUUCUGGAGAAGGCCAUCGGCAGCCGAGACGAGGGCCAGCUGCGGGAGGCCAUCGCGGCGGCGCGGAAGGCGUCGCCGACUUCGCUCCCCGAAGACGGCUCGGAGCUAGCCCGGGCCAAUUCCAUCCUCGGACAAGCGCAGGCCACUCUGAAGGACAUCUUCCUGGAGAAGGAGCUGAAGCAGCUCCAGGAUGCCGUGACCAGUGGCGAUGAGGACCAACUACGCGAGGCUUUGACCCAGGCAAGGGCACUGGACCUGCCGGAGGAGGAAUGCUCUCGUGCGCAAGAGCAGUUGAACAGCCUCGUUCUCGCUCGGAAGCUCAAGCGCCUGAGAAAUGCGGCCGGCAGUGAUGACGAGGGCCAGCUGCGGGCGGCGAUCACGGAGGCGCGCAAGGAUGGCCUCCCUGCAGAGGAGCUGGAAAGGGCGAACGACGCACUCUCUGCUUUGGUGCGGCAGCGGGACGUGACGGAGCUCCGAGAGGCUGCAGCUAGCGGAGAUGAAGAGCUUCUACGGGAGGCCAUCUUGGAGGCUAAGCAGCUGGAGCUGCCCACCGAGGAGGUCGACACGGCCCAAGCUGCUCUUACUGUUCUGGUGCAGCGACGCUCUGAGCGACAACUGGAACAGUCAAUGGCCGCCGAUGAGUCCGAGCUCAAAGCCGCCAUUGCCGAGGCGCGCAAGGUGGGCCUCUCCGAGGAAGUGAUCGAUAAGGCGAAGGAGACGUUGCGCCAGAAGGCCCGUGCCAGGAUCUCCAAGUACUUGCAGGAUGCGACGGAUUUGCAGGAGGAGGAACAGCUCAGGGAUGCUUUGGCAGAGGCUAGAAAGGCAGAUGUAGCUGCCGAGGAUAUAGAGGCGGCACAGGCCGCUUUGACAAAGCUGGUUUCCGAUCGGCUGGUGGCAGGCCUUCGCAUUGCCACUCAAGGCAACGAGACAGAGCUUCGUGAGGCGAUUCGCGAAGCAAGGCGCCAGGAACUGCCAUCUGUGGAAAUCGACAAAGCUCAAGAUGCCCUGGCCGAGAUGGUCGCGACCAAAAAGUUAGCCUGGCUCCGACGAAAGCUCGAAACCAUGGUGGAUUGCGAGGACGAAGACGAGGUGCGAGAGGUGCUGAAAGAGGCACGCGCUGCGCAAAUCAGUGGCGAGGAACUCGAGAACGCCCGGGGCCGUCUCACGGACCUCGUGAUGAUCCGGGAAUUAACGGAAUCCUAUACUAGGGUGUCUCUACGCACGGUCAUCGAGGAGGCCGAGCUCCGAAAGCUAGAGCAUCCAGCCUUGGAUGUUGCCAGGAGCAAGCUCGCGGCCAUCAACCGUUUGAAGGAGGCCGAGCAGUCGCGAAUCCCGCAAGUGAUCGAAGCUGCCCUGGCGCACGGCAAAAGCCUCCGUAUUGACCCGGACGUCAUCAGCAGUGCCGAAGGCGUUUUGGAAAGGGAACUGGGGAUACAACGAUUCGGGCUCAAGCACGACAAGGUCAUUCAAGAGAGAGGUGGACACGCAUUGCCAAUACCGGUUCAAGAGCGCUUUCGGAGUACCGAUCUCUUCUUGACAUUGUUGCAAGUUGUGUCCAGCAGGACUUUGCAGCAGGUUGCGAUGCCCGUCGCCGUCUGCACGAUCUGGGCUGCAUGCUGCGCUGCCAUUUCUUCAUGGCGUCACGCCCUUCCGGAAUCAGCCUGGAGGCUCAACCAGUUCUUGGUGACUCCACUCGGCUUGCUGCUGACAUUUCGCACGCAGCAGUCAAUAGCGAGAUUCAACGAAGCAGUGACGAACUGGGGCAAGAUCUCCAGCCUUUGCAGAAGUCUGUCACGGACGCUGUUCUACCAUGAUGAGCGGGUACCACGAGAUAUUCACCGCCAGCUUGCGCAAGACAUAUGCUUGUUCCCCGAAGUUCUGCGUGAGCACCUGGAGAACCGGCGCACCAAGCUCCUUAACAUCACGCGCGACGACGUCAAUAAGCCAUUGGCUUUGUUGGACCGCGUGCACUCUCGUAUCUCCGGCUUGCUCAUGCUUGAGCUGUCUGAGAGGAGCCAGCUUCUCAGAUUCGUGGAGCAGCUCUCCGACCUGGUCAGUCCUUGCGAAAGCGUCGUGCAGACACCCGUGCCACAAAGCUACGUCAGGCACACUGGCCGCUUUCUGGCCGUUUGGCUGCUCAGCUUGCCUCUGGCCCUGGCUCCAGAGACAGGUUGGCUCACGGUGCUUAUUGAGCUCAUCGCAUCUUGGGGCUUGCUGGGCAUACAGGAGAUUGGACUUCGUCUGGAGGAUCCGUUCAACGGUCAGGUCACGAUGCAGGUUUUCAUCACCACCGUGGCCAAGGAAGUACGGCAGAGAUAUGUCUUGGUGGUAGAAGAACUACUCCGAGCACAUGCAAAUGACCAGCUGGAAGAUAUGUGUCAACGUUGGUCUCAUCGAUUUGACUCGCGAUUCCUUCGAAUUCUCCGCGAUGAGCAGCGUUUGGCGGUAGAGGAGAGCCGGCGAACAUCGCUAGCAGCUGUUCUGGAUUCUGUCAAAGAGUGGCGGGAAAAUUCGCGUCCGACUACUCAGAAGCAGUGGCCGUUCGGUUGCUCCACAGCCACGGGCCGUUUCGAGGCUCCGGAGUCUACUCCGGGGCCCGGGGACUACGAGUCGAAACCUGGCUCCAUGCUCAACCAGAUGCAUGCUUCUGAGCUGAUGCUGAAGGAUGUCGGACAGGCAGUUCUGAGGGAGACCUACACUCGGACGGUUUGCCCAAACCUCCUUGACCGUAGAAAUGCGAUGACUGCUGAUCUCGACCCAUGGACUGCUUUAGACGACGAGAAAGAAUCCGUCGGGGAAGAGGAGUGGGAUCAGCUCAGUGCAGAACUCGAUAAUGACACUGGCGAGGUAGAGGUGACGGUGCAAGAGGAGGACAUCGGCUUUUCAAAGGCAACCAGCAGCGACGCUGCUCCAUGGGCUGCUCUCGACGAGGAGGAGGAGUCCGUCGGGGAGGAGGAGUGGAAGCUCGAAUCUCACGACGAUGAUGUAGAGGUGGUGGUUGAAGAUGACGAGUUCCUGGAAGACGAACUUCCAGAGCUGCAGGAGGAGUUCGAAGAGCUGAGGGAUCUAAAAGAGAUCGGAGAGCAAAACGGAGAACCCCAGGGCGAGAGCGAGGAGGAAGAGGUGGUGCCCGGACGGGAAGACGAUCUGAAGUUGUCAGAUGUUCCCGAAGACAUGCGGGAAGCGGUUCAAGGCAGUUUGAGCUUGAAGCGGGUGUUGGAAAAGACGUACGGCAGCCUUCCGUCAGAGGAGCCCGAUGCAAAGAGGCGGCGAGAGGAGCCGCCGUUGGAGGGGCCACGGCAGGAGCUGAUAGACCGCUGGAAGCUCCACUGGGACCCAGCAGUGAGGUACGUCAUGCAGACCGCCGAGAUUGCGGAUGUCGAAGCCGUUGCCAAGACCUCUUGGAAGCCCAUGGCAAAUCCUCCUCGAGUCAAUGGCCGUGACCCGAAGUCCAAUGCCGAGCAGGUGAAUGAGAAAUUCCUCCUUGCAAGGGAGGACAAGCUGUGCUCCAAAGAGGCUGUCAGCAUUUUGGAAGCUUGGAACCGGAGGUGGGGCCUCCAAGCCGAAGAUCUGUCGCGCCUGCGGUCGGCAAGCCACAAAAGCCUCAGAUACGUGAUGCAGGAGUACGAUGGCAAGCGGCCGAUCCUGGAACUGCUGGACGAAGCGGCUGCCCAGGUGGUCGAGGAAAGCGAAAAGACGGAGGAUGCCCUGCCCGAUAAUCCUGGGCUCUUUACGCUCAGCAGGUUCAACAGAUUGGAGCUGAUCGACUCCAUGGCAGAUGCGCUAGUCCUCGGCGAUGCCAACCUUACCUUUUCCGCCUUGCUCGCGGAGCACCGGGAAGGCCUCGGGCACGUGGGGCGCGUGGUUGCCACCACGUUUGAGACUAUCGAAAUCCUGCGAGAGCGAUAUUCGGAGAUCGAUCAGACAGUGAAGGCCCUGGAAGACAAGAUGUCUGAGGUGCUUCACAAUGUGGAUGCCACGAGGCUCGCAGUGGAUCCUCGCUUCCAGGGCAUGGAGAAGAAGUUUGGGGCCGUGUAUUACAAUUUUCCACAUGCAGGUGCCAUACAAGGUUUUUUUGACGGUCAUCCGUUUGUCCGUUGGCGCCAUGAAAACCUCAUGCAUUUGUUCUUCCGGGCUUUGCGGGGCUUCGUGAAAAAAGGUGGAGUUGUCAAGGUGGCCUCGAACUGCAACGCGACCGGCGUGCGAUAUUCUGACAUUGUCUUGGGAGCGCAGAACAGCGAGUUCAUCCACGUGGAGACCUUUCCAUUCCUGGAGUGGCAGCUCAGAAACUAUCGCCGUUCCUACGGCGAUCGUCGCGACAAGGGACGGCGACCCGAUGACGGCGAGAUCUACCGGUCCCAAAGGGCUCAGAGAGACAUGGUUUACUGUUUCCGUUACGAGCCUUCGGGAGACAACCCACCAAAGCCAACUGUCCGGGAGCCGCCGUCGAGAGCGCAGCUCAUGGCUGCCAGAGAAGGCAAGCUUCAGAAGAUGAACGGAAAGGAGCGCGAACGGCGAGUUCAGGAGAUCGGCGAUCUUUUCAAAGCGUAUGCGGCAGGUGUUUCAAUGGCCCUGCAGGUUAAGCAUGUUCAGCAACUCGCCACAGGUCGACCCCAGAGUGGCAACGGCAUGGAGAUGCCAGGUUUCGGCUCUUCCACAGCAAGGAAAAUCGUUUCCAGCCCUCGGAGCCUCUCUCCCAAUGCGUCUGUAAGCAGCACGAAGAAUGUCCAGCACGGUGGAACGCCCUCGGAAGUGGGGCCUGGAACCUACGACUCCCGGAAGCCCUCGCUCGCACGAGCUGCUGGCGCAAAGUUCGCCGCAUCACAGCGAUUCGCUCCUCCGGAGAGAACUGCAUCACCGGGACCUGGGGAGUACGACCCACCUGCAAAGAGCCGGCCCAAGGGGCAUCGCUUUCCGAACACAAACCCGAGGCCGAGCAUUAUGGCGGCAGCGUCAAAGACCCGGACCCCUGGCCCUGCCUGCUACGACACUCUGACCGCGACUCGUGGCAACAUCAAGCGAACUCCAGGCUACUCCAUGUGUGGUCGCCCACAAGAGACCCGAGAGACCUCCCCGGGGCCUACAGAUUAUGGUGGCGCCUACACGCUGCAAGCUCGCCCAGCUGUGAUAUGUUCCGAUGAUGUCUGGCGGCCGGUACUUUCAGAGAGUGGUGGCUGCCGAGACGUCACGUUCAGAGCAUGUCGCGAGUUCAUGGACCCAUAG
This is a messenger RNA of Symbiodinium sp. CCMP2456, 6219 nucleotides long. The record is from the annotation of a GenBank genome assembly. Lineage: Eukaryota; Dinophyceae; Suessiales; Symbiodiniaceae.